This is a messenger RNA of Quercus robur (English oak), 1849 nucleotides long. Its product is annotated as putative beta-D-xylosidase. Gene Ontology annotation, molecular function: alpha-L-arabinofuranosidase activity; xylan 1,4-beta-xylosidase activity. The transcript is spliced from 3 exons. NCBI's taxonomy places the organism in Eukaryota, Viridiplantae, Streptophyta, Magnoliopsida, Fagales, Fagaceae. The record is from RefSeq and is a predicted model, not a curated record. Bases 279 to 1730 code for a protein of 483 amino acids. Gene Ontology annotation, biological process: xylan catabolic process; arabinan catabolic process. Gene Ontology annotation, cellular component: plant-type cell wall.
AGAUUUGGAAGAGUCAUUCCUGCGGCCAUUUGAAAUGUGUGUUAAAGAUGGUGAUGCUAGCAGUGUUAUGUGUUCUUAUAACCGUGUUAAUGGAAUACCAUCUUGUGCUGAUCCAAAGCUUUUGAGAGAGACCCUUAGACAAGAAUGGAAUCUUCAUGGGUACAAUAAUAUUUAAAACCCCAUUAUUAGACCUUGAUUAUUUUUUGUAAAAGACUGAUCGCAAAUAUUAUGUUCUUUAAUCCAGCUAUAUAGUUGCUGAUUGUGAUUCCGUUGAAGUAAUGGUAACGGGUCACAAAUUUCUUAACGACUCAAAUGAGGACGCCGUUGCACAAACACUAAAAGCAGGAUUGGAUUUGGACUGCGGAGCCUAUUACCCCAAGUACCUCGGAAAUGCAGUGAACCAAGGGAAGGUUAGAGAGUCAAAUAUAGACGAGGCACUACAAAACCUUUAUAUUGUGCUUUUGAGAGCAGGGUACUUUGAUGGACUGCCUGCAUACAAAGCUCUUGGUAAAAACGACAUAUGCACCAACAGAAGCAUUGAGUUAGCCACUCAAGUAGCAAGAGAAGGAAUUACUCUUCUGAAAAAUGAUGGACCAACUUUGCCUUUAAACACUGCCACGUUCAAAACUCUAGCAGUUGUUGGACCACAUGCCAAUUCUACCGUUGCUAUGAUUGGAAAUUAUGCAUUUGACCCAAGAAAUCCUGGUAGUCCAUGCCGAUACACCUCUCCUAUUGAUGGCUUUUCAACAUAUGGAAAAGUGAACUACGCAGCGGGAUGUGGCGACGUUAAAUGCAGGGAUGCUAGCUUAAUACCCCCAGCUGUGGAAGCUGCAAAGACAGCUGAUGCCACGAUUAUUGUGACAGGGUUAGAUUUAUCAAUUGAGGCAGAGGGCUUAGACAGGUUGGAUCUCCUCCUUCCAGGAAAACAAACUGACCUUAUCAACCAAGUUGCCGCUGCUGCAAAGGGCCCGGUUAUUCUUGUACUCAUGACUGCAGGAGGUGUCGAUAUCUCUUUCGCUAAGACUAACCCCAAAAUUAAAGCCAUUCUUUGGGUUGGAUAUCCUGGAGCGGAAGGCGGUCGUGCCAUUGCAGAUGUUGUUUUUGGGCAAUACAAUCCAGCUGGAAGAUUGCCCAUCACGUGGUAUCAAGCCGAUUAUAUUAACAAGCUACCCCUAACAUCCAUGCAAUUUAGGCCAGAUGAUAGCCAAGGCUACCCGGGACGAACAUACAAAUUCUUCAAUGGCCCCACAGUCUUCCCUUUUGGUUUUGGUCUCAGCUACACAAAAUUCAAUUACACCUUAAAUGCCACAGUGCCUUCACUGUCCGCAAAAUUGCAGAGAUUUACACACUGCCAUGAUCUAAAUUAUAUGGCUAACAAGACCAAGCCUACUUGCCCAGCAAUUUUAGUAAGCGACUUGCAAUGCGGCGAGUAUAUUGAGUUAACUCUUGUAGUCCAGAAUGUGGGUGGAAAAGUUGGGAGUGAAGUUGUCUUGGUUUACUCCAAGCCCCCAGAUGGUAUUACCGGUACUUUUCUUAAGCAGUUGAUUGGUUUCCAGAGGGUUUACAUAGCGGCUGGUGCGAGCCAAGAAGUUAAGUUUGUGUUCAAUGGUUGCAAGAGCUUGGGCAUUGUAGACAACGCUGGUAAUAAUAUUUUGCCUUUCGGUGGGCACACCAUUAUAGUUGGAGAUGGUGUAGCUUCUUUUCCGGUUCAAGUCACAUUUCAUAAUUAGGGCCAACCUAUUUUGUUUUUGUUUUUUUGAGAAUAUUAAAGCAAUCCUAAAGAGGGGAAUGCUUGUCAUAAAAAUGCUUGAUUUUUUGAGGGUAUUUUUUUUUCUUUUAACAUUUUGUA